AUGGCAAGAACCAAGCAGACCGCUCGUAAAUCCACCGGAGGCAAAGCCCCCAGGAAGCAGCUGGCCACCAAGGCUGCCCGCAAGAGCGCCCCGGCCACCGGCGGCGUCAAGAAGCCUCACCGUUACAGGCCCGGCACCGUGGCUCUGCGUGAGAUCCGGCGCUACCAGAAGUCCACCGAGCUGCUCAUCCGCAAGCUGCCCUUCCAGCGCCUGGUCCGAGAGAUCGCCCAGGACUUCAAGACCGACCUGCGCUUCCAGAGCUCGGCCGUCAUGGCUCUGCAGGAGGCCUCAGAGGCUUACCUGGUCGGGCUCUUCGAGGACACCAAUCUGUGCGCCAUCCACGCCAAGAGGGUCACUAUCAUGCCCAAAGACAUCCAGCUGGCCCGCCGCAUCCGUGGAGAGAGAGCUUAGACUGGACCGUUACCCGACAACCACAACGGCUCUUUUAAGAGCCACCUACUAUACACAAAGAGAUCGGUCCUGAUUCUUUAUUACUCUACUUUCAGGCCUCUUAGACUAAGAGCACGUGAGUUAUUGAGUGUUCAAUCAAAGAAAAUUCAUCACUGAUGUGAGGAAUGAAUGGUUAUAGUACUGGGAAGAAAUCAGUCAAUCUCAUCAUAUAUCCCAGUAGAGACUCAAUCACAGUGGGAUACUUGCUUUCGGUUAUUCUGCAAUGUAUUAUGUCAUCCAUGUGGGGGCGCACUGGUCCAGGAUUAGCAUGUUCACAUGAUCAUUCUGUGGGACUUUUCUAAAGAAAUAUCCUCUCUCUCUAUCCUCUAUCUAUCUAUCCAACGAUGUUCAUUUUGUUUGUUUUUGUUUUUUCAAUCAACCAAGUAUACAUGUAAAUUAUGCCUAAGGCUAAGUUGUUAACAUAAAUAUACACCACAUCAUUUUAUUUGU
Messenger RNA from Cheilinus undulatus (humphead wrasse), 900 nucleotides. Its product is annotated as histone H3. The coding region runs from base 1 to 411 and encodes 136 amino acids. The record is from RefSeq and is a predicted model, not a curated record. Gene Ontology annotation, cellular component: nucleosome. Gene Ontology annotation, molecular function: DNA binding; protein heterodimerization activity; structural constituent of chromatin. The transcript has a single exon. Lineage: Eukaryota; Metazoa; Chordata; Actinopteri; Labriformes; Labridae.